AUGAUCCAAGGCGGCGACAUAAUCACGGGAAACGGAACCAACGGAGAAAGUAUUUACGGAAAGAAAUUCGACGGUCAGUCUAAAAAACCUGAAUUUAUUAGACGAGAAUUUUUUAGUAAAACACGACCGUCCUUUCCUGCUUUCCAUGGCCAACAAGGGCCCCAACACAAACGCCUCACAAUUUUUCAUAACGACAGUCCCCUGCCCUCAUUUGGACGGGUUUUGAAAUAUUUUUGUGUAUUUGUAAGAAAGCACGUGGUUUUUGGACAAGUGAUUUCAGGAGAUUCCGUGAUUAGGCGAAUUGAGUCGUUGGAGACGGACAAACACAACCGUCCGUUGACGAGUGUCACGAUUGAGGGGUGUGGAGAAAUGGUGUGGCAGACCAAUGUGAGAAAGAAAGCACGGAAGGCUGAGAAAGAAGCCAAAAUAAAGCGGAAAGAAGAAAGAAAUGCAAGAAGAGAGGCUAAAUUGAAGAGGAAAGAAGAAAGGAGAUUGUUUAAGGAGAAAAUGGCCAGGGCAGCCGAGAAGGGAAUGGGAGGAAAUGUCAAUGCUGAGGAAUAUGGCUCAAUUGUCAUCGAUCCUGACGAAAUCCCCCAAACCCCCGUCAAUUUCUUAAAAAGGAAUCGGAAUGGGCCUGUUGUGGUCAAAAAGUAUAACUACGGGGAGAAUAGAGUUGAUCGUUCUGGUCGUGUUAUUAAAGGGAGGGGGGCUGAGGUUGUUUGGAGGGGUUAUUUUAGAGGUACCGAUCGCCUGGGAGAGGAAGGAGUCCGCCCACUCCUCCGCAUUGGAAGGAGGCGGAUAGUUUGA
This is a messenger RNA of Octopus sinensis (East Asian common octopus), 807 nucleotides long. RefSeq names its product peptidyl-prolyl cis-trans isomerase G-like. The record is from RefSeq and is a predicted model, not a curated record. The coding region runs from base 1 to 807 and encodes 268 amino acids. The transcript has a single exon. Gene Ontology annotation, molecular function: peptidyl-prolyl cis-trans isomerase activity. NCBI's taxonomy places the organism in Eukaryota, Metazoa, Mollusca, Cephalopoda, Octopoda, Octopodidae. Gene Ontology annotation, biological process: protein peptidyl-prolyl isomerization.